UUUAGUUUGUUUUAGCAAACAUGAGUGAUUCCCAAGAAACGCUCUAUAAGUGUGAGGAAUGCAGUUCAGAGUUUAAAAUGCGAAAGAACCUCUACGCCCAUAUGAGGAAAGUUCAUGAACUUGAUAUCCAUGUGUCUAAAAAAGGAAAAGGCAGUGAAUUGUGUCCCCAGUGCGGAAUUGCAUUUAUGAGAUGCAGUUCAUUAAAACGUCAUCAAAUAACUGUGCAUGGCAUGAAGUCGGAGGAAAACAGUCGGAAAUGCCGCAUUAUUUGCCCACAGUGCUCUCUCUCGUUUCUCACCUAUGACACACUGAGAACACAUAUUCAAGAGAACCAUGACGUUAGUUUUGAAUGCCAGGAGAUAGAAUUUGGUUGUCUUGCAGACUUUGAAGAGUGGAAAAUUUCUUACGAAAAAGUAAACCAUGUUCGUUAUGUAAUGAAUUGUUCGGAGCAGGAGCGACUAGAAAAACGUGUUCGAUAUUACCACUGCCAUCGCUCUUUCAAUUUCAAUUCUAAAGGAACAGGUGCCAGGUGUGUCAAAAGUAUGGGCACGAAUAAAAUAGGCAGUACUUGUCCAUCCAACAUGCAAGUGACAAUAACAGAGGACAAAUGCUGCUUAAAAUUUUUUCCAAAUCAUAUGGGACACACCCAAGAUGUUGGAAGAACAUUUUUGCAUGGGAACGAGAGGGCAGAGUUGGCAGGACGGCUGUCACAGGGUGUUCCUGUUGGACGAGUCUUACAAGAUGUCCGAAGUGCACCAAUCGCUGCAAGUGUGGAGAGAAUCAAUCUCCUUGAGAAAAAAGAUUUGCAUAAUAUAAAAAGGGAUUUUGAUAUUGGUUAUGCAACGAAGAAGCAUGAAAAUGAUGCAGUGAGUGUGAAAUUGUGGGUUGAAGAAAUGAAGAGACAAAGUGACAACUCAGUACUGUAUUUCAAGCAGCAAAAACAAGUGGAUCCUAAUUUUCAAGAUGAAGACUUCAUUCUUAUUAUAAUGACAGACUUUCAGGCCGAACAACUUCAGUAUGGAGAAGAUAAAAUAUGUAUGGAUGGCACUCAUGGCAUGACUGCAUACGAUUUUCAACUUUUUACUAUUGUCGUUGUUGAUAGAUAUGGUGCUGGAAUGCCAGUUGCAUUUUGUUUUUCAAAUAGGGGAGACGUGUGCUUACUGUCUUUUUAUUUCAAAUGUGUGAGAGAAAGGGUGGGCACUGUAAAGACCAAUGUGUUUAUGUCUGACGAUGCACCAGCAUUUUAUAAUGCAUGGUCAGCAGUAAUGGGACCUGUGCCAAACCAGUUGCUGUGUUCUUGGCAUAUACAACGGAACUGGUCUCAGAAUUUAAGGAGAGUUUCUGGGGGUAGUGAGAAAAAAUCAGCAGUGUUAAGUUCACUAAAGCGACUUUAGACUGAACUGGAUAUAGAUGUUUUUAGUUGUAGUCUGGAGAAAGUGGUGGAAGACUUAUUGAAUGAUCCGGAUACUGCAGAAUUUGGCAGGUACUUUCUUAAGAUGUACUGCCAGCGAGUGGAAAAGUGGGCGUAUUGUUUUAGGCACCGAUUGGGCA
This is a messenger RNA of Schistocerca serialis cubense, 1551 nucleotides long. RefSeq lists its product as uncharacterized. The record is from RefSeq and is a predicted model, not a curated record. NCBI's taxonomy places the organism in Eukaryota, Metazoa, Arthropoda, Insecta, Orthoptera, Acrididae. Bases 21 to 1394 code for a protein of 457 amino acids. The transcript is spliced from 3 exons.